Molecule: messenger RNA, 1376 nt
Organism: Seriola aureovittata
Lineage: Eukaryota; Metazoa; Chordata; Actinopteri; Carangiformes; Carangidae
Product: circadian clock protein PASD1-like
Exons: 13
Coding region: 1-1179 (392 amino acids)
Biological process (GO): late endosome to vacuole transport via multivesicular body sorting pathway; vesicle budding from membrane
Cellular component (GO): ESCRT III complex; multivesicular body
Source: RefSeq, a predicted model, not a curated record
AUGAGCCGAACGAAGCAACUGAAACAGCAAAGAGAUAAGCUGAGGCAGUAUCAGAAGAGGAUCAACCUGCAGCUGGAGAAGGAGAGACUUUUGGCCAAACAGCUGCUGAAAAAUGGCAAAAAAGAAAAAGCACUGCUCUUGCUGAAAAAGAAGCGCUACCAGGACCAACUUCUGGACAAGACGGAGAACCAGAUAAGCAACCUGGAGCGCAUGGUUCAAGACCUGGAGUUUGCGCAGAUUGAAAGCAAAGUCAUCAACGGGCUGAAGGUUGGAAAUGAAUGUCUGAAAAAGAUGCACGAGGUGAUGUCUGUUGAAGAAGUAGAGCGGAUUAUGGAUGAAACCCAAGAUGCCAUCGAGUACCAAAGGCAAAUAGACGAGAUGCUGGCCGGCUCUUUAUCACAAGAGGAUGAAGACGCUGUUCUGGCUGAGCUGGAGGCCAUUACUCAGGUGAUGUCUGUUGAAGAAGUAGAGCGGAUUAUGGAUGAAACCCAAGAUGCCAUCGAGUACCAAAGGCAACUGAAACAGCAAAGAGAUAAGCUGAGGCAGUAUCAGAAGAGGAUCAACCUGCAGCUGGAGAAGGAGAGACUUUUGGCCAAACAGCUGCUGAAAAAUGGCAAAAAAGAAAAAGCGCUGCUCUUGCUGAAAAAGAAGCGCUACCAGGACCAACUUCUGGACAAGACGGAGAACCAGAUAAGCAACCUGGAGCGCAUGGUUCAAGACCUGGAGUUUGCCCAGAUUGAAAGCAAAGUCAUCAACGGGCUGAAGGUUGGAAAUGAAUGUCUGAAAAAGAUGCACGAGGUGAUGUCUGUUGAAGAAGUAGAGCGGAUUAUGGAUGAAACCCAAGAUGCCAUCGAGUACCAAAGGCAAAUAGACGAGAUGCUGGCCGGCUCUUUAUCACAAGAGGAUGAAGACGCUGUUCUGGCUGAGCUGGAGGCCAUUACUCAGGGAGACGUCCAGCUUCCUGAGGUUCCCUCGGACGAGCUGCCGGAGGUCCCAGAGGCCACGGAGGAGGAAGCAGGUUUGUUCUCUCACACACAGUUUCCCUCUCACUUUGGUUUUGACGAGACGCCGAGCAGCCUCUCCGUGUGGUCCACAUCUUAUUCCAGCUUUAUAAUCAGUGAUCUCACUGCGCUGCUGUCAUUGUACCAAAUACCUGCCUUUGAGCAUUUUCAUUUUUAAUGAUCCUGCCUUCAGGAUCCUCCCUGAGCUGUGGAACAAUGUCUGUGUCCCUGCAUCACUGUGCUAAAGAGGAUCAAGCUCUAAACAGUCACAGUAGUUUAACUUUCCUCACUGUAUCAGAGCUUAUAAUUAUAUCUUAAUCCUCUGUGCAUUGUAACAUAUUCCAUCAAUAAUCAACUUUCAUCAUGUAAAGUUUA